GACGUCAUUCUAAUGAGUUGGUUCUGUUGUUGUCGCCGGCAGCGCAAAGACGCUGAAAGGCAACCUCUUCUCCAGGAUUCCAGACAAGAAGCAUCACCAAGUGCACAUUUUGACCACUUCGCCGAAAGUCUAGGAGCCCUCAAGGCUGGAAAGCUUCCAUCGAGUUCUCAACUCUCAAACAUUAUCCAGCUUGUGCUUCGAUCCAAACUGCUCGGAUACUCUCGCUUCAAAUACGACUUUAAAGAGAUACUAAACACGCUGCUCUCUUUUGUACUGGAGAAAAAUGAUGAUGACAGAAUCCAGCAACUUUUGUGGUUUAUUUUCCAACAGCAAGACAAAGUCGAAGUACACUCACAAGUUUUCGUCGACGGUUCCCCUCCGGACAUCGAUCAGGCCAAAGUCAAAGAUGACGUCGAGCAGUUUCUGGGAUCGCUCAAGUCUCUGUGUAAACUGACGCUUACUUCCUCCGCUUUCCGCCUUCUUGUUUCGGAGCUGGUUGCGACUACCCGGCAGACUAUAUCUGAGGUCGCGUUGCACAUUGGUCAUGUUGCGGCAACCGUGCAGUCUGCGGCAAACAGCGUUGCAGGAACGGUGCAACCUGAGGAAACAGCUCUUCCAACUUUCACGCAGCGUGCUGGAGAUCCUGCGGACCAUGUGCGGACGAUCAUAAUUGGUAGGGUACAAGAGUUGAUUUAUCGAGUGCGUCAAGAUCCACAGUAUAAAACAGCGAUACAAACUAUUUUCUCGCUGUGUCGCAAAUAUUGUGAUGUGUUGAUCAGUUCACACGAUAUUGAUGCUCACGUCGAAUUAUCACCCGAGGUCUAUUCUGCCAUUUUUAAUAUCAAGAUUUUGCUAGAGAGGAUAGCGUCGCAUCAUUCGCUAGAUCCACUCCUGCACGCCUUGAACGCAUCCGUCAUCCACUUUCUCGAUGCACAACAUGGCGAAAUACCACAGUACUUGGCCGCUGUCCAUUCGUGGUUCAAUCAUGCUCUGGAUUCCCCCCAUUUCGCAACUUCGCGCUUAGGAACGCGGACAGCAGAGCAACUAUUUGACACUGGCCGAGCCCUGUUAACAUCCGAAGCCAACGCGCAGUGGGCGAAAGACUUGCGACUUCUUGUUAUCGAGACCCAGUCUUUUCUGCAGGCACUCGAGUCAGAUAAAACCACCCAGCGUUUGGUCAGCUCGCUUCAAACUUUUUCUGCCAUCUUCAAAGGACUGGUUUCCAUGACUCGUGCUCAAGUUCAACAGGAUGCAUUUCUCACCAACAUAUUGACCUGGCUUAUACCGAGUCUUCUGGGGUCAAUCCAUCUUCUCCCAAUGCCACAUAUCGAGGUUCAGACUGAUAUAUUUGAUCUCGCUCUGGACUCCUUCUUACUGUCGACGAGUUCACCCAUGCCUGCAGACCAGAUCCGUAUAGCGAAUUCGAAUGAGGUCGUGGUCGAUAUGACGGGGAACACCCACCUUACGAGUUCAAGUCGUAUCAAGGCACGCAUUGAAGGUUUAUGUUUCUCUGUGCGCGGUCUGGGCUGGUACCUGAGGUAUAAAGGCGCCUUCACCUACACAGACGAAGGUUCAUUGGACAUCCAUGUCGGAGAAGGCACAACAAAGGGCAUGGUUAUAAAUUUGGAGCUUAACACGAGGCAAGAAGAAAGCAGCGGAUCGCUUUUCCGUCUCGCGGAUGCAACAAUUCAAGUCCCGCGGUUAUCGAUUGCGAUUCGACAUAGUAAACACUGGCUAAUCAAUGCCUUACUGGUCCAGCCAUUGGCUCCUUCUCUCAUCCGCUUCUUCCUACAAAGGACUUUCAGACAGAAGAUAGAGCAAGCAGUUGAAGGGACGAACCGACUGCUUUCAGCGGUUAUCGACGAAGCCAGCCGAAUCGGCGGUGCCAGAGAGCCGGGAAUUCAGGAGUAUUGGAACGCAAUGAUGACGACGUUGCCUAAUCGUGAAGAGAGUGUUCCAGUACAAUCACGUCUGCAAACAACAAUGCAAGGCCUCAUUUACUCCACGACAGAUGCCGCAGAAAGUACAACAACGGUUGCGGCAGGAAUUGGACCCCAACUAUUCCCGGAUUAUGCUGAAAACCAUGUUGGAGCGGUUGUGGAGGCUCUUGAAGCCGGCGCAGCAAACGUUACGGAGGAGGUGAUUAGAACGAGGGAAGUUAGUGAACGAUCAGCGGCGUUGACGGCGAAGAGAGAACGUUUUGAAAGAGGUCGAAAUGGAUGGAGGAGCACAGCAUUCGAUUUUUUGUGA
Mycena indigotica is the source of this 2250-nucleotide messenger RNA. RefSeq lists its product as uncharacterized. The transcript has 4 exons. The coding region runs from base 13 to 2250 and encodes 745 amino acids. The record is from RefSeq and is a predicted model, not a curated record. Lineage: Eukaryota; Fungi; Basidiomycota; Agaricomycetes; Agaricales; Mycenaceae.